UGGCGGCUGGCUGCGGGCGGGGACGUCUGUGUGCUGGCUGGACGCGAGAUUGCAGUCCCCCCUCCGGGCCGCUUCCGGGCCGGCGGAAACCGGGAGCCUUUGCUUUCAGGCAGAAAGGCAAAGCAGAAGCAGCCGCGAUAGCGAGAGCCAGCUGCGGGGCUGCGGGAGAGGCGCUGCGCCGCUUCUGCGAGAAGUGGGGCCCGUUGUGGAGGAGCGUGUUUCUAGGAUCCUGCUGUUGAAACAGCAGAGGAAGCUAAGGAACCAGCAGAAGCAGACAUCAAUGAGCUCUGUCAAGAUAUGUUCAGCAAAAUGGCCACUUACUUAACAGGUGAACUGACAGCCACCAGUGAAGACUACAAACUCUUGGAAAACAUGAACAAGUUGACUAGCUUGAAGUACCUAGAAAUGAAAGAUAUUGCUAUAAACAUCAGUAGAAAUCUGAAGGAUUUAAAUCAAAAAUAUGCUGCUCUUCAGCCAUAUCUGGAACAAAUCAACCUAAUUGAGGAGCAGGUUGCAGCUCUGGAACAGGCAGCUUAUAAAUUGGAUGCAUAUUCCAAAAAACUUGAAGCCAAGUACAAAAAACUGGAGAAACGAUGAAGUUGCAGCAGUCUUUAAGUUGGAGUUGGGCUGUGGGUCAGACUGAUCUCUGUUUGCGUUGCACAACAUCAGUUUUGUAUGUUGACAAGGAUUUGGUAACAGCUAACAUAAGACUGGUAAUUUUUUUUUUUAAUCUAUUGAAUACAGUUAGCUGUAUUCAGGCCUAAGGCUGAAUGAUAUUUUCCCCUUCUCUAAUGUUUCUGUUGCCUUAGUUCUGCAGUGGAAAGUUGAAGCUUAUCCCUAACCCAUAUCUUGAUAUUGGCUAUCCCUGUGUUGGUCCUAUGUUCAACACGAAACAUUCUACCUAGGAAAAGCCCUACAUAACGUAUAAAGAUGUUUUCACUUAGUUGCAGGAGGACAUAAACCUACUUCUUUAUUUCAUUGAGCUCUGUACUGAGAAGAUUUCCUGCCCUUGGAUUUGUGAGCAUGAUACUGAAAGCACUUAAGUUUAGUAUGCAUUUUUAUAUGUUUAAAAUAGACUAGUUAUUAUGAAUUUACAAUAAAACAACUUGCUACAUUUGUCUCUCCAGAAUGUCAAAUUCCUGUUGGAAAGAUUAUGUAAGUUGUAUUUUUAUUUUUCAAAGGGUCUAUUAAUAAAGACAAACUCUUUACAGUUACUGGAGAUCGUAGAAGAAAACGUACUUUAAA
Numida meleagris (helmeted guineafowl) is the source of this 1245-nucleotide messenger RNA. It is a transcript of the gene BLOC1S2, whose product is annotated as biogenesis of lysosomal organelles complex 1 subunit 2. The transcript has 5 exons. The record is from RefSeq and is a predicted model, not a curated record. Gene Ontology annotation, biological process: lysosome localization; endosomal transport. Gene Ontology annotation, cellular component: BLOC-1 complex; gamma-tubulin complex; BORC complex. Bases 298 to 597 code for a protein of 99 amino acids. Gene Ontology annotation, molecular function: gamma-tubulin binding. Lineage: Eukaryota; Metazoa; Chordata; Aves; Galliformes; Numididae.